Periophthalmus magnuspinnatus is the source of this 3460-nucleotide messenger RNA. RefSeq names its product paired box 9 (gene pax9). Gene Ontology annotation, biological process: regulation of transcription by RNA polymerase II; anatomical structure development. The record is from RefSeq and is a predicted model, not a curated record. Gene Ontology annotation, molecular function: RNA polymerase II cis-regulatory region sequence-specific DNA binding; DNA-binding transcription factor activity, RNA polymerase II-specific. The transcript is spliced from 4 exons. NCBI's taxonomy places the organism in Eukaryota, Metazoa, Chordata, Actinopteri, Gobiiformes, Gobiidae. The coding region runs from base 194 to 1246 and encodes 350 amino acids.
ACACACCGACAAUCUAGUCCCUCUUGUUUCUCCGCGCAGCGCAGUUUCUCAUUGUGGCGCAGUUUUCCAGUCUGGCGCACUUUCCCAGUCUGAUUGGACGCUGCCCUGGACUUUGGACACACUGGACGCUCAGCAGGACGCACGGAGGAGGCACACAGCGGACAUCGCGCUCUUGAUUUGCGGCUUUAACACGAUGGAGCCAGCCUUCGGGGAGGUGAACCAGCUCGGCGGGGUGUUUGUGAACGGGAGGCCGCUGCCCAACGCCAUCCGGCUGCGCAUCGUGGAGCUGGCGCAGCUCGGCAUCCGUCCAUGUGACAUUAGCCGACAGCUGCGCGUGUCCCACGGCUGCGUCAGUAAGAUUCUCGCGCGGUACAACGAGACGGGCUCCAUCCUUCCCGGGGCCAUCGGGGGCAGCAAGCCCCGCGUGACCACCCCCACCGUGGUCAAACACAUACGGACGUACAAGCAGCGGGACCCGGGGAUUUUCGCCUGGGAAAUCCGGGACCGGCUGCUCGCGGACGGCGUUUGUGACAAGUUCAACCUCCCGUCCGUGAGCUCCAUCAGUCGCAUCCUGCGCAACAAGAUCGGAAACCUGUCCCAGCAGAGUCACUACGAGUCGGGGAAGCCCCCUCACCCGCCCCCGCAGCCCGCUCUGCCCUACAACCACUUGUACUCGUACCCCAGCUCCAAAGUGCCCACCCCCCCGGGCAUGGCUGCGCUGCCCGGACACAUGGCCAUGCAUCGGAUAUGGCCCUCGUCGCACUCCGUCACUGACAUUCUGGGCAUCCGCUCCAUCACCGAGCAGCAAAUUAGCGACAGUGCAUCUUUUCCCUGCGCCAAACUAGAAGAAAGGAGCGCUAUUAACAGGACUCAUUUCCCCGCAGCGGCAGCCUGUUCAGCGCUAGUCAAUGGCGUGGAUAAUCCACAUUUAGAACCCGAAGCAAAAUACGCCCAGACGCCGAGUGGUUUGCCCAACACAGUGAGCAGCUAUGUCACGGCGGGCAGCAUCCCUCCCUACCCCCCUCCCACCCCAGUGUCUCCUUACAUGGGGUUCAGCGGCACCAGCUCGGCCUUUGUGAGCGCACACACAUGGCAGGCGCCCAAUGGCAGUGCGCUCUCUCCCCACAACUGUGACCUCGCCCCCCCCAUAGCCUUCAAGAGCAUGGCGCCCGCCCGGGACAUCCACCCAGUGGCAAACAUCCACCCAGCGUCUAACAUCCACCCAGCUACGGCCGCCGCGCUAUAGAAACACGAGGAGAUGCUAGGCCUGUCACGACGCUGCGAUAAACCGUAAUAAUGAAACAACUUUAAGCCACUGAGAUAAUUCAAAAAAAAAAAAGACAAGACAAUCCCAGUGAAGCAUUUUAAACACAGGCAUCGUUAAAUGAUAUCAGCGGCAACAUGCUAAUAGCAAAAUGGAGCAAUAAUUAGCCGUAGAAGUUACUAUUUCAACACUCUAUAGCUCAAAUCUUAUUAUUAUUAUUAACAAAAAUAACCCAAAUCUCCCCAUUUUGACAAAGAAAAGGUGAUUUUCGUGACAGGUCUAGAGCUACUGCUGGGUUUACACUGAAGUGGUGUGGUACGGGUUGGCAUUGCCUGGCACUACAAGUAGGUAUAGGUAAAGCCAGGCAAGAUCCGAGGGCCCCCAAGCUGCAGAGGGCCCCAUACAACCCAGGGCUUUCAAACGGCUCUGUAGUCCCUAGAGAACUUUUUUCUGUCAAGAUUAGCCCCGUACAAAAUAAUACACGUUAUGACGAAGGCGGGCCCCUUUUGCCGAGGCCCCUGUGGCGUUGUAGUAUAUUUGUGAUCCCUUAAACGCAGAACUAGACUGGGUUCAAAGAGGGAGGCUCAUUUGAAAUGGGAGUUGAGACAUAAAAUUGAGAAUAAGAUGCGGAAACAGUAAGUGUCAAAACAGUAAAGUUCAAGACUAUCUGUAGUAAAAGCAUCACAAAAUCUGUAAAUGUGAGUUCCAUGGAUGAGAGAGAAGGAUGUGGGGCUGCCAACCUCCAGACAGAUCAGAUCUAUGGAGCUGGUGCUUGUUUUUAGAAUGUCAGGAAGUCAAAAGUCUCAGUUUUAGUUUGAGUUCACAAUAGCCACUACAGGCCCGGGCCCUUAGCAGCUGUUAGUUGGGAAUCAGCCGGUCUAAUUCAACAACCAAAGCACUUAUGAUAUACUGAUCCAUGCCAUGCCAACCCAGUGCAAACUCAAGUUAACGUGUGUCCCCUGCGGGCUUCCAUAUAUCAUCUUCAACUUGUCUUUAUGAAGGACUUGGCCGGGACUAAACUUGGGACCAAAGGAGAACUAAAGGGAGGACUCUUAAGAACUGAAGGACGAUUCAAAACGCCAAAGACUUUUUUACAAAUGUUUUAUUUUUGUUUUUUUAAUUUACAAAGCACUUCUGCAAACGUUGAUGGGCAAAGACUUGGUGAUGUGUACUUCUAAAGGAGCGUGAGCAGUGGGUGAGCUGUGCGUUACUCCAGGGUGCUUGUUCAGAAUUAUAAUAUUCAUUUGUGUUUUGUACAUUUGUAAGUUUGAUGUAAUGUUUUGCAAUGUGGUCUCUCUUCUUUAAAAGCCGUUGUAGCUCCAGAUUUUAUUUAUUAGACCCAAGUACGUUGAAUGAAGUGCAAUUUGCCUUAAAAAAAAUGAUUUAAAGCUCCAAUGACGGACAUUUCACUGCAGAAAAUAUUGUCUAGAUUUGUUAAAAUGAGUUAAAUUCAGAAUCUGAAUCUGAAUUGGAGACUUGUUAGCAAAUUUGAAAUGAAUUAUUAUUAAUUUUUUGAGAUAAGAAAGUUGCACUUACUCAGUUGAGGUGGUAAAAAGAUGCACUGCGUAACUUUUCUGCUCAUCUCCAUGGUGAUGUUGUGGCGUGUCUCUACCUGGUGAUAUUAUUGCUCGUAUCCACGGUGAUAUUAUUGCUCGUCUCCACGGUGAUGUUAUUGCUCGUCUCCACGGUGAUGUUAUUGCUCGUCUCCACGGUGAUGUUAUCGCUGGUCUCCAUGGUGAUGUUAUUUCUUGGCCUGGUGUAGCACUGAUCCAUCCUGGAUUCAAUCGAUUACAGGUGUUUUUAUUAUCAAAAACAAAAUACCUUGAAAAACAUGAUUCAUGCUGUGUGAGGGGCUCGCCUCUGCACAGAUCUUACCAGUAACUUGGCCUAGUGCCGUCACCAGAUUGGUUCAACAGAGAUAUGUUUAAUUCAUUACUGUGGAACAUUCCUGGCAAAGCUAUGACAUCUCCAUGGAGAUAAAAAGUUACAAAGUACAGCGUUACACAGGUAACAGUAACUUCAUUAUAUAAACAAUGAGCUCCUGAGUAAGUUUUGAAUUUAAAUCAUUUUAAACAAAGUUAGAUGUGAUUUUUUGCAGCGUUUGAUGAGAAAUAAAUUGGCCCAUGUCGGAGUGUACCAUUGUGAAUGUUGCACAGAGAAAUUGAAUGUAUGUUAUUAAAUGGUUUGGUUGACUUG